Malurus melanocephalus (red-backed fairy wren) is the source of this 6967-nucleotide messenger RNA. RefSeq names its product carbohydrate sulfotransferase 7 (gene CHST7). Gene Ontology annotation, cellular component: Golgi membrane. The coding region runs from base 149 to 1549 and encodes 466 amino acids. The transcript has a single exon. NCBI's taxonomy places the organism in Eukaryota, Metazoa, Chordata, Aves, Passeriformes, Maluridae. The record is from RefSeq and is a predicted model, not a curated record. Gene Ontology annotation, biological process: carbohydrate metabolic process; N-acetylglucosamine metabolic process. Gene Ontology annotation, molecular function: N-acetylglucosamine 6-O-sulfotransferase activity; chondroitin 6-sulfotransferase activity.
GCCGGCGUGCCCGUGGGCGUGCUCCCCGGCGGGGAGGACCGCCCGCCGCCUACACCCCCGCCGCCGCCGCUAACUUUGCUUCUCCGCAAAGAGCCGCCCUCCGGCAGACAGAGGGUCGGCGGAGCCGGGGUCCGAGCCGGCCCCCGCGAUGAAGGGCCGGCGACGGUGGCGGGGCGAACAUCGCCGCUUCGCCGCGGUCCUGGUGCUGUACACGCUGCUGCUGCUCCUGCUGGUGCCCUACGCGCUGGACUACGGGGCCAGGCGCGGGCGAGCGGACGAGGAGCCGCUGCUGCGGCGCUGCCCAAGCUUGGAGGAGGCGCUGAGCGAGUGGGGCUGGGAGCAGCGGCCGCCGCUGGACGAGGAAGAGGAGGAGGAUGAAGCGGGCACGGCCGGGGCGGCGGGUAACGGCAGCGCGGGGACGGCGGGGAAGCGGCACAUCUACCUGCACGCUACCUGGCGAASUGGCUCCUCCUUCCUCGGAGAGCUCUUCAAUCAGCACCCCGACGUCUUCUACCUGUACGAGCCCAUGUGGCACCUUUGGCAGGCUCUCUACCCGGGGGACGCGCUGAGCCUGCAGGGAGCCCUCCGCGACAUGCUGCGCGCCCUCUUCCGAUGCGAUUUCUCCGUCCUGCGCCUCUAUGCCGCCCCGUCCGGCCCCCGCGACCCGCUGGCCCCCGCCCCGCCCGCCGACAACCUCACCACGGCCAGCAUCUUCGGCUGGCGGACCAACAAGGUGAUCUGUUCGCCGCCGCUCUGCCCUGCCGCCCCGCGGCCCCGGGGGGAGAUCGGCCUCGUCGACGGCGCMUCCUGCGAGGAGACCUGUCCGCCGCGGGCGCUGCGGGAGCUAGAGGCCGAGUGCCGCAAGUACCCGGUGGUGGUCAUCAAGGACGUGCGGCUGCUGGAGCUGAGCGCGCUGCUGCCGCUGCUGCGGGAGCCCGGCCUCAACCUGCGGGUGGUGCAGCUCUUCCGCGACCCCCGCGCCGUCCAUAACUCUCGCCUGAAGGCGCGGCAGGCGCUGCUGCGGGAGAGCGUCCAGGUGCUGCGCAGCCGCCACCGCGCCGAGCCGCGGGGCCCGGCCCGCCACCAGCAGCAGCAUGUCCUGCUGCCGCCCGGGCUGCUGGGCGGCGGGCGGGUGCCGCAGCCGCARCACCGCGCCGAGUUCUUCCUCGGCGGCGCGCUGGAGGUGAUCUGCCAGGCUUGGCUCCGCGAUCUCCUCCUGGCCCGCCGCGCCCCGGGCUGGCUCCGCCGCCGCUACACGCAGCUGCGCUACGAGGACCUGGUGCGGGAGCCCCGCGCCGAGCUGCGCCGCCUGCUGCGCUUCGCCGGGCUGACGGUGCCGCCCGCCCUGGAGGACUUCGUGCUCAACAUGACCCGCGGCGCUGCCUACUCCUCCGACCGGCCCUUCCUCAUCUCCGCCCGCGACGCGCGRGAGGCCGUCCACGCCUGGCGGGAGCGCCUCAGCCGCCAGCAGGUGCGGCAGGUGGAGGCGGCGUGCGGAGAGGCCAUGAGCAUCCUCGCCUACCCCCUCAGCGCCAGCGACACCCGGUAGCGGCAGAGCCGCACGUCCUGGACUGGCCCGAGGGCGGACGGACAGGCGCCCUCGGGCAGAGCUGAGCGCGGGGAUCACCGCCAGCCUGGCAGGAGCCCGCUUGGUGGGCAGGGCGCUCCCCCGGGGGAGCCCCGGCUGAGGGACACCCACCUCGCCUCGGGUACAGGCAGCGCGGCAGGGUCCAGGCCCCCAUCCCGCUGUGGCUUCAGUGUGGCUGUGUUCCCUCUGGGCUGCRUGGAGAGGGAAAGGGGGGAUAUUCUAUUUCAGAGAAAGGUUUAGUUCAAGAGGUGUCCUCCGAGCAUCACUCUUGGAGCCCUUUCAGCGUGAAACCAUGAUCGUGUACAAAGCACAGGUAUGCUACAAACUGCAUGUAAAUUUAAAAAUCCCCUGAGUAUAGACUCUCAGCAAGGAACUAGAGGGCCUGGAAGGCAUUGCCCUUCUGGAGCCCUGAAGCACACUGGCCUCUGUCCUACUGCUAAUAAAACRCAAGAGGCUUCUGUGAAGUCGCUGCAGGGGCCUGGAGAGCCAGGAGGGUGCUUGCUGCAGGGCAGGACUCAGCUCUCCUGCUCCCAUCCUGUGCUGCAGGGAUGGUCUUUGCUCCUGUUGGUUGCUGGUGCUGUAGGGAGAGGGGUGAGGGAAGGGGAACUGUUUCCAGCUCUCUCCAUCGUUCGGAGCAGCAGGGUAAGUGGUCAUGCAGAGAGGGUAAGCAUUCGCCUGCUUAUGUGUUUUGAAGAUGUUUGUGGCAGAAACCUUUGCUUUCCUAAAGAAAUCUGUAAUUGUUUUGAAAGUAUUUUUUUUUUAAUAUAUAUAUUUAUAUAGUUUGGUGAUACUCAUGUGAGAUACAGGUGACUAACAUGUUUCUUUGGAACACGUGUAGGGGUGAAUGAAACUGGAAGGCAAAUGCUCUAUAUUUCCGUUUUGUUUUCUCUGUCAGAUGAGAGAAUCACUUUUCUUCCCUCACUUCCGGGCUAACACAUUGUGCCAUGUAGGUCCCCCUGAUCACAUCCCUUCCAAACAAUAACAUCCUCUCAGCUGGCAACUCCUGGACAAAGCAAAUGUUUCCUAAGAGGCUAAAACAGAUUAAUCAUGGAGUUCCCAAAUAAAAACUUAUAUUAAAAAAAAACCAAACAAAUGAAACAAACAAAAAGCUCCCCUGAAGUUUUUUUUUUUUUUUUUUUAAUUUUAAAAUGACCUGUUCCUGCAGAUGUCCUGCAACUUGUGCGAGAACGGGGUGUGUGUGUAUCUAUGAGUACCUUUGUUUCUUAAUUUCUUAAUGUGGGGAUAGAAGGUUCAGUUGUAAUUUAGGGAUGCAGUUUCAUAACUUCAUAGAGACUGCUUUUGAGUCCAUUACAGUCUGGUAGUGUUUAAAUGGCCCCUCAAGAGUGUACAGGAUUAUAGGGAUGUUUACAUGCACUUCUCAAAUACAAACCCAGAAUAUGAGUUUCAAAUUGAGGAUAAUCCAGGAUCAGGAAGAAAGCRGUAUUUAUAUAAAGUGCUGAAAGUAAAGGCAGUUCAAAGAUGUUAUGUUGUCAUGGAGGAGGUGUUUGAAUUGCAUUGUACAUUUUUGUGCUCUGAGUUUUGUCCUCAUGAACCUUCACAACAACAUGUCAGGAUCAGCCUUCAUUUAUUUUAACUCCUUUUUUUUUUUUCCUUGAUCUUCCCAUCUGGCACAAGAAGCAGGUUUCUUUCAUUAUCUGUCAGGAAAAUGUAGUCAUAAAAAUGUUUUUGAACAAAUCUAUGCAUCUCCCAGUAGCGUGCUUCCUACAGUGCUCAAUCCUUGGGCUUCUACUUGCAGUAAGUAUUACAGGAUCUUUUGUGAUGGAACAACCUUGUGUAUUAUCGAAGGGAUGUUUCUGCAUUCUCUCAUCGUGCCKGUGACACCAAAAUUUGUUUCUGGGUGUUCCAGUGGCGUUUAAUAAUGGUAUUUGUAUAGAUAGACAAUACCUGUACUAAGCCUUGAUAACCUGUGCUGGGUAACCUUUUUUUUGAAGGCUUUUCUAGGACUACACCCAGCCUGGCUUGUAGUGACAGGUUUGAAAACAAAGUAAGAUUUUUGCCCRUACCAAAAUAUGAUACGGUACUUACUUUCUUAAACUGGAUGGGAGAUUAAAAUCCAGUAUAUCCUGUYAAUUUUUUUCUUAGCAAGUUGCAGUCACAGAAUUGUGUGAUGCAACUGUUAAGAAUUGUCUUCACCUUGACAGGGAAUCUCAUCACACUCUUUCAGGUGGUAAAUAUCUUUCCUAAGUUUUUCAAAGUUUGCACUUAAUCUAACUUAAAAUGGUUCAUCUUGAUGAGGGAGGAAGUGUUGACAUAUAGCUUAACUUGAUUCUUGUGGCUGGGAGGAAAUCCACUUACUGCAAAUUAUUUAGUGUUUUCUGAAACAGUUUCCAUGUUUGAGCUGCAAAGGUGGUGAAGGGCCUUGAGGGGAAGCUGUAUGAGGAGCGUCUGAGGACACUUGGUCUGUUCAGCCUGGAGGAGACUGAGGUGAGACCUCACUGCRGUCCACAGCUUCAUGAGGGAAAGAGGAGGAGCAGGCACUGUCUCUGGUGACCAGUGACAGGACCUGAGGGAGAAGCCUGAAGUUGUGUCUGGGGAGGUUUAUGUGGGAUAUUAGAAGAAGGUUCUUCCCUUUUUGGGAAGGGUGGYUGGGCACUGGAACAGGCUCCACAGGGAAGUGAUCAUGGCCCCAAGACAGAGCUCCAGAAGGUUUUGGACAAUGCUCUAGGCACGUGAUGURCUUCUUGGAGCUGUCCCAUGCAGGGCCUGGAGUUGGAUUYUGAUGAUCCUUGUGGAUCUCUUCCAGCUCAGGAUAUUCUAUGKCAGAUGCAUUUUGUGUAUCAAUAAUUAUUUCUGUCAACAAAAGUUGUUCACGAGCCUUAUCGCUCUCUAUGAGUGGUUAUUUUGAUUUUAUAUUUUUUGUGUAAUGUGCAAAGGGCUUUACUGGGCAAAGUGUACAAAAUACAGCAAGUGCAAUCUGUGGUUUGUAUUCCACAAACGCAGUGCACCUGAGUUCWUUAGAAAACUCUUCUAAAAAUUCCACAGGGAAUAUCCAAAGCUGAGAAAGGAGCGAAUAGCCUAGAGUGACAUCUUAGACCAGUAUGUGCACAAGCAUGUAAGGCUGCAUGACAGUUGCUUAACGACUGAUGGUGUGACAUUGCACUUCAGUCACUAGAGAGUCAUCUGAAAUUCUUCUGCCCAAGGAGGACUACUAAGGCUCACCAACAAAUGCAUCCCUUUUUUCUCUUCAGGGUCUUUUGAUGACAUUGGAAAGUGUCAUCCAGAGUGCUUACAGCAUUUACUUGGUCUUGAAACUCAGGCCUUGAAGAAAAAGUAAAUGUACUGUCAAAUGUCUGUGUUGGUAUUUGCCUGAAAAGACAGAAACAGGCCAGGUUAGGGUGACCAGCAUGGARUUCAAUGGCAGAGAUCUUUGGAAGCAAGCAGAACUUGGUGAAAGCAGGACACUCGUAGUUAGACUGCAUUUCGAGAGCAGCUGGGCUUUUGUGCCUUGGCCAUUUUGAAGUGAAGUAACCAUUCUACAGAAUGAUGUAGAAAACUGAACCAUAACUGUGCUUUUAGAGCAGGGGAUGGCAUGAUAAGCAAGGGAACACUAAACACAUUUUUAUUGCCAACCUGAACUUGGCCAACUUAGAAUCAAAGUUCAGGACUGAGCCAUAGAGUUUUAGUAUUUCAGGCUGAGAUUGGUGAAAAUUACCUACUUGUGCUACUUUAUACACAAUGAAUUAACAGCUUUAAUGUAUUAAAAAUUCAUGGUGGGAAAUGGGUACGAAAAUGACAAAUUCUCACAAGACAUUUCUGUCAUCUGUUUUUACUUAAUUUCUAGUUGUCACACAUCUGACUUAAGGGAGGCCUGAAACUUGAGUACUGUAAUUAUUCAUAAAGGGCUGUGAUAUUUCCACACUGUAAUUCUUAAUUGCUCUUUUACAACAUCAUGUCUGUAUUUUAAUUGUUUCUUUCGGGGAGGCAAGCUGUACUGACAUACUUGUGGGAAGUGAUGAAAGUCUAGGGCCAAGAAAUACUCUUGGCCCCUGCCUUGUUUUCAGUCCUUAGGAUAUCACUGAUGGAGGCCUUGUAGAUAUCCACAGUACAUACUAGGAUACUGCAGGUACAAUAGCAAUAAUUUAGUAUCAGUUGCAGUAUCUAACCAGAAACGUUAGAAUAGUGGAGUUACUUUUUUUAACAACUUCACUAUUGCAUGGGUCAUUUUAGGCUCCUCSUCCCCAAUCAGUCUGGGCAUCAAGAAAAGUCCUGAGUUUCUGCAUUAAGUUCUCAGUAUCACCACUUUCAGUAAAGCCCAACGAUAAAAAMAACCUGCAGAGUUUCUGGGUUUGUUAUGGUAGUGCAAUCAACCAACUGAAACCCUGAGAGCCAACAAGCCCGACAGCAUGUUCUGUUCCUUUCUUGAACACUGAGAGCUGUCACUGAGACUCUCUGAUGGUGCAUGUCAUUCUUCAGAGUCACCACACAAUCUGUGCAGCACUGGGACUACCUUAGAUGUCGUUUUGUCUUUCCUAUUUAACUUGAYGUGACAUCUACCACCAUGGAGAAUGACUUGGGAGAAACACAAUUUGUCAGACCUCGCACUAGCAGAAGUUUUCAACACCCCACUUGCUGUGUGUGUGUGUGAGUGAGAGAGGCCAAGUCCAGAUUGUCCUUCUCUUGGCUGUUUUAAAGACAUGAAUGCUAGAUCUAAACACAUUAAGGUGGUGGGUUUCAAUGAUGAAGGGGCUGUUUUCUGUGGGUGAGACAUGUAUCUGGCAGUCGCAGCUCUGAACAGCAGGCUGGGAGCCAAUUAACAUUGUAGGACUUGCAGUCUGGGUUUUGAGUACUGUGAAAUUCUUGCUUCCAGCACUGAGAUGUUAAGCUCUGCUGCUAACCUAGGACACCUGCAGCACCAUUUCUUGUUGCUGUUAAGUGGGAAUCCAGUCUUUCCCUGGAGCUUCCAAACUUGUUGCCCUGUUUCUAAUAUCCAACUUUGCCAAACUUCAACUGUAUAUAGGCUGAAGCUUUUUGUCAUGGGCCUAAGGUUUAAAUCUCUUGAGGGAGUUUCGGUCAAAACAGUGCAUAUUCUUUUGAACUUAGGGUGUGGUGGUCUUUUGACUGUGUUCAAAUAUUGUCAAAGGUAUUUAUWUUCAAAUAAUUUGUCACUUCGGUGUUUUGGGACAGGAACUCCAGUUCRGGUAGGGGAAAUUACCUCUGUGUAGGGGAUGUCCCCUGCGUUUUUAUUUUUACCUCUGCUUUCUGUUCUGAUUUGGCCAAAUAUAUUAAUGUUUGUAUAAAAUGGAUAGCACGUGCUCAGUAAAAGUGGUUUUGGUAUGUGUGUGUAUAUCUUUAUUUUAUACCAAAUAAAAUAUGCAUUGGUUUUAUCUUCACURAGAAAGUGCAAACCUCUUUCUUUCG